AUGUGUUCCUCUCAGCAGUUCUCGAACUUUAUCAGGCCUCAAAAUCACCUACAAGCCUUGUUAAAAUUCAGAUCCUUUGGUCCCACCCCUGGAAUUUCUGACUCAACAGGUCGGGGUAGGGCCCAAGAAUUUACGUGUCUGAGUCUCUUCCAGCUGUUAAUGAUGCUGUUCAUCCACAGGAUCCCUGACUUCGGACAUUGCAAGGGAGCACUGUCUCUGAGGAUGGUGUGUAGGGUGCAGUCCGGACCCCUUCCAGCCUCAUGGAUUGACACCGUGUCCUCUCGAGACAGAAACCAAUGGAAAGGUGAUGGCCUUCCCCCUCCAACUCACUGUUUCUUCAUAAUCAUCUAUGUGCUCGAAUCCUUGACAGUAAUUAUGCAGAGCAACUUAAUUUUUGCAGUGCUGAGCAGGAGACUGUCAUCGAUGGACUUGUUUCCCACCUGCCUGGGCAUCUGCUGCUACUGUCUACAGUGGGUGUCAGUGCUGAACAAUUUUUGCUCCUAUUUUAACCCUAACUAUGUAUUUUGAUACUGACCAAUCACCUGGGAAUUUACUAGUAUUCUUACGGUUAACCAGCUUGCUCUUGUCUUCCACUGCAUCAAGGGUCAACUCUUUUACCCACCCAUCUUCCUCUGGCCAACGUGGAGAAUUUUCAGGUUCGUUCUUCGGCUGUUGCUACAUUCUCUGUUGAUUUCUUGUGUGUCAAUCACCAUCUCAGCUACUAGGAAUUAUAUGAAUGUUCACUUAAUCAUUGUGGGGCUUUUCUCUAUAAACAGCCCUAGGAUUGAGAGACAAGACUUCCACCUGUAUUUUACCAUAUCUUAUCAAACAGUUGCAAUUUUUAUUUCUUUCCUCCUAUUCUUGGCCUCCACCAUCUCAUUAGCCUCCCUGUUCCAACACAUGGGGUAGAUGCAACACCCCAGCCCUGGCCACUACAGUUCUAGCAUGAAAGCUCACACCACUGCCCUAACGUCUUUUGCUGUCUUCCUUAUUUUCUUCACCUCUUACUUUCUGACCCUACUCAUCUCUGUUAUGAGUAUCUCAUUGGAUAAGAGGUCUUGGUUCUGGGUCUGGGAAGUUGUCAUCUAUUCAGUAGUUCCUAUUCACUCCUCUUCACUAAUGCUGAGCAGCUCUAAAUUCAAAGAGGUUUUAAAAGUAAGGUGCUAG
Molecule: messenger RNA, 1167 nt
Organism: Neogale vison (American mink)
Lineage: Eukaryota; Metazoa; Chordata; Mammalia; Carnivora; Mustelidae
Gene: TAS2R16
Product: taste 2 receptor member 16
Biological process (GO): sensory perception of taste; detection of chemical stimulus involved in sensory perception of bitter taste; G protein-coupled receptor signaling pathway
Cellular component (GO): membrane
Molecular function (GO): bitter taste receptor activity; G protein-coupled receptor activity
Source: RefSeq, a predicted model, not a curated record